This is a messenger RNA of Cicer arietinum (chickpea), 1022 nucleotides long. Its product is annotated as plant UBX domain-containing protein 1. Gene Ontology annotation, biological process: protein-containing complex disassembly. The record is from RefSeq and is a predicted model, not a curated record. Gene Ontology annotation, molecular function: ATPase binding. NCBI's taxonomy places the organism in Eukaryota, Viridiplantae, Streptophyta, Magnoliopsida, Fabales, Fabaceae.
UAGAGCCAAAAUAUAUAUAAAUAAAUUAGACGUACAAAAAUUGGACUCUCACUUUCGAUCCUUGCUUUAUCGAUCUCAUUUCUUUCUCUAUGGUAGUCGAUCCUUCAUUCACAUCAAAAAGGAGAAGAGUCACCAACAAUCGUUAUUCUAUGGAAACAAUAGCAAAGAUGCAUGAACAAUUUGGACGAGAGAUUCGUGUUUUUGAAACAUUAUCACUUUCUUCAUCACUAAAUGCUGCAACUAACAAAGAAGAGGAGACUGAUGAGUUCUACGAGUUUACUGCUGAAGAUUAUUACAAAAUUUUGGCUACUAAAAAGCCAGAUAAAUUCUUGAAGACUCGAAAACUCCGAGAAGCUGAGGAGGCAGCUCGCAGGUCAAGAAUAACCAAAUCUGUGAUUAGAGUUCGCUUUCCUGAUAAUCACACGUUGGAAGCUACCUUUCACCCAUCAGAAACCAUCCAGAGUUUAAUCGAUGUCCUUAAUAAAGUGAUUGCGCAACCAGAGAAGCCGUUUUGUUUAUAUACUACUCCUCCCAAGAAGCUGAUCAAAGACUUCUCUCAAGACUUCUAUACCGCUGGAUUCUGUCCUGGUGCCAUUGUGUACUUUUCAUACGAUGUUUCAAAAGGUGAUAACAACCAUGAUGGCCCUUACCUACUAGAAGAGGUCAUGUCCUUGAAGGGUUUGGAUGUUGCUAAUGAUAAAGGUCAGCCGUCCGAUCCUGUACAAUCGGCACAGGUGCCUGCUGAGCCUGCCACGCAAUCUCCUGCUGUUGAAGAACGAAAACCAGCCGAGAAAAAGCUUGUUAAGCCAAAGUGGCUGAAAAUGUGAUAUCAUAGUGACCGGGUUGAUGCAGGGAAUUUCCCUUGUUCUAAGCAUGUAUGUAUGUACAAGUGGUUCAUUUUGGUGAUUUUACUUGUGACUAAUUUUAACUUUCAUCGUGUUGGCAAUUGUCAUAUGGAUCUUAAUUUAGUGAAUGUAUCAUUAAAGAUUGCUCCAGAGUUUAGUUAUUUUUCUCUUCCAAAA